Messenger RNA from Ricinus communis (castor bean), 977 nucleotides. RefSeq names its product protein NONRESPONDING TO OXYLIPINS 2, mitochondrial. The coding region runs from base 434 to 820 and encodes 128 amino acids. The record is from RefSeq and is a predicted model, not a curated record. The transcript is spliced from 5 exons. Lineage: Eukaryota; Viridiplantae; Streptophyta; Magnoliopsida; Malpighiales; Euphorbiaceae.
AAAACGUUGGAUCCAUCCCGAUUGAAUCCAAACCCGUGAAAAGGCCCAACACAACGAAACCCCACCAUUCUUCUUCUCUUCGCCUUCAAGUUCGAUAUGGCGAAAUUUGCCCCAAACUUAAACCCUAAACCCCUAAGAAACCCUUUAUACUAAAUUAAACAAUUUCCCAGAUCUCUUUUUUUUUUCUUUUUUCUUUUUUUCUCUCUCUCUCUCUCUCUCUUUCUUCCUUUCUCUGUUCACUCGCAAUAACAAUAAUAAUGGCCUCAUCUUGCCGUAGAUUUAUCUCCAAAUCAUCUCUAUCAUCCAUUAAAUCAGCUAUCAGAUCCAACGCUCCAAAAUCUCCCUCUCCCUCCCCCUCUUCUCCCUCUUCACUCCCUUCUGCUUCCCUUCCUCGCCGCUUCUCCUUCUCUUCCAGAGCUCCGUGUGAAUUGGGAUGCGUGCAGUCGCUACUGCCGUUACACAGCGCAGUCGCGGUUGCGAGGAUGACGUCAUGUUUGAGUACGACAUCGAGGAGUUGCCGUGCGCUAUCUCAGGGUACACUCUGCUGCACCUCUCCUGGCCUCUAAUUCGGCCAUUUAUUACUCUUUUUAUUUUACUGCACAUAAAUUUCAAAAUAAACUCGGGACCUGUCAAUUAUGGCCCACUGCAUCUUUAUCAAAUGGAAUUGAUGGUACGUGAAACUUGUGUGCUGUUUUUGGAGAGCUUGGUCUGUCAGUUCCAAGGUGACCUGUUAGGAGAAAAAUACUGGGACAGGAUAUGUUUUUACAUGAUUGGAGAAGCAAGGCCUAGUAGCUUUUCCUUUUGUGAAGAUUUUUGUUGAUUUAUAAAUGCUGCUGAACCUUUAAAGCAGUGCCGCUGAUUUUGGUUCUUCAUAACUAAGGAAAUGAUUUCUUCCUACAUGUAACAAUUGUGGAUGCUAUUGUUUCAUAAGCUCAAUUGGUUAAACUGUUUGCUAUAAAAUAUAGUAUCCUUUCUCA